GAUUGGGCCUGAUACCGGGCCCGAAUUAUAUUUAAAGAUCUCGAUUAUUAACCAAGUCAACGAUUUUUUUACCAAGUCAACGAUUUUUUAAAAUAAUCGGUGAUUAGGCGGAAAAAAAUCGGUUACCGCCUAAACCGACCGCCUACCCUGAAAUCGCGGCGGUAUGCCCCGAUUAAUUGUCUAGGCGGGUGAUUUUUUGAACACGGGAUAAGCUUAGAAUAACGGGCCCCACAACUCUUAUAAACGGCGCCUUGGACUAUACUCUAUGGAUAGGAUAGGACAUGAAAGCUGAAACAAAAAAAGAAGCUCUUCAGUCACAUGUUCUUAGUUUGAUUUCGAUGUGAUGACUUUGUGGGUAUAAUUUGGUUUCUAUAGUUUUGGGUUUUUCUGUUUUCCCCUUUAGGAAUCUGGCUCCUGUUCGAUCAUGGCUUUUUUUUCUUUUUUCUUUUUUUUGGUUCCUCCUGUUAAAAAUUCGUUGCUUUGUCGUAAAAUUUCCCUUUUUUAGCUUAUGCCUGCGACGUGUUUGCGUAUAUUUCGUAGAGAACCUGAAGCUUGCUGAAAGAGACAAGAGAACUUCUCACUGUUGAACUGAUUCUUGUCUGGAAGGUGGAUUGAUCUCUAUUCUUCUCAUCCUCAAUGGCUUGAAGAGCUAUUUGAUUAAAAGAGAUGGUUCUAGCUCUAACAGGAAUUUUCUGAACUGUUCCUUAGUUUGAUUGCAUUGUCUCCAUGGCACUGCGCAUUGACCCAUAUAUGGCUGUAACGGCAUUGAUUGUGGCCGUUCUGGUGGUUCCAAUGUGUUGCCAAAGGCCUCAAGUGGUGAAACUCGGUGCUGUUUUCGCAUUUGAUUCGGUUAUUGGAAAAGCUGCAAAAAUAGCUCUCGAGGCAGCUGUCUCUGAUGUGAACGCAGACACAAGCGUUCUCAGAGAAACUGAGCUACGGCUGCUCAUGGAGGACUCUUCCUGCAAUGUCUUUCAUGGGUCCUUCGGAGCUUUUCAAGUGCUUGAGAAAGAAGUGGUGGCUAUGAUCGGUCCAAUUUCAUCCUCCAUCGCUCAUACAUUGUCAGAUGUUGCCAAAGGGCUCCAGUUCCCUCUCGUCUCAUUUGCAGCAACUGAUCCAACUCUCUCUGCCCUCCAAUUUCCCUUCUUUCUUCGGACUACACCUGAUGAUGCCCACCAGAUGUCUGCCCUUGUGGAUCUUAUCAAUUACCAUGGAUGGAAAGAGGUGAUAUCGGUUUACUCAGAUGAUGAACUCGGUAGAAAUGGAGUUUCUGCUCUAGAUGAUGAACUCUACAAGAAAAGAUCCAGAAUUUCCUAUAAAGUGCCACUUUCUGUGCAUUUUGAUGAAAAAUCCAUUACUGAUGCUUUGAAAAAAUCCAAGUCCCUUGGUCCUCGAGUCUAUAUUCUUCACUUUGGCCCUGCCCCAUUGCUCAAAAUUUUUAGUAUAGCGCAAAAGCUGCGGAUGAUGACCCAUGAAUACGUGUGGCUAGCCACCGACUGGCUCUCAGUUACCUUAGAUUCUUCUUUGAUUGACAAAGGUAAAUUAAAACGUCUUGAAGGAGUAGUGGGCCUUCGUCAACACAUCCCAGAAUCCGUAAAGAUGCACCAAUUCACUCAAAAACUGAAGAGUAACAGAUCAAUGAAUGCCUACGCAUUCCAUGCCUAUGAUACAGUGUGGAUGAUUGCAUACGGCAUCGAGAAAUUGCUGAAUGAAAGAAUCAACAUAACGUUCUCCUACUCCGAGAAGUUAAUUCAUGCACAAGGUGAUAAACUGCACCUGGAGAGAGUCAAAAUUUUUGACAGCGGGAAGUUACUACUUAAGAAACUUCUGCAGGUGAACUUCACUGGUAUAGCUGGUCAAGUUCAGUUUGGUUCUGGUCGAAAUGUCAUCAGCUGUGACUAUGAAAUUAUCAAUGUAGACAAAGCUGGUGUUCAUACUGUGGGUUUCUGGUCGAAAAAUGGAGGCUUUUCGGUUGUAACCCCAGAAACUCGACAAAGACAAAAGAAGACUGCCUUGGUUUCUGAUGAAAAACUUGGUAACAUAACCUGGCCAGGUGGUGGCCAUGAAAAGCCGCGUGGUUGGGUCAUUGCAGAUUCCGCAAAUCCGUUGAAGAUUGUUGUCCCAAAAAGAGUGAGCUUUGUUGAGUUUGUGACCGAAGAAAAGAACAGUAGCCAUCAGAUCAAAGGAUUUUGCAUCGACAUCUUCAUUGAAGCAUUGAAGUUCGUCCCUUACAGUGUUCCUUACAUAUUUGAGUCAUUCGGGAAUGGCAAUUCAAGUCCUAACUACAACCAGCUUAUUCAAAUGGUCGCAGAUGGCGUAUAUGAUGCAGCUGUUGGGGAUAUUGCUAUAAUCCCAACUCGAUCCAAAUUAGUAGAUUUUUCGCAGCCAUAUGCAUCCACAGGCCUUGUGGUGGUAAUCCCAACUAACGACGACAAUGCCACUUGGAUCUUUCUGAGACCUUUCACCAUUAGGUUAUGGUGUGUUGUUCUAGCCUCAUUCCUGGUUAUUGCCGUAGUCAUCUGGAUCCUCGAACAUCGCAUCAAUGAAGAUUUCAGAGGGCCACCUCGAAGACAACUUAGCACAAUGAUCUUGUUCAGCUUCUCAACUCUUUUCAAGAGAAAUCAGGAAGAUACGAUAAGCAAUCUAGCUAGACUAGUGAUGAUUGUAUGGCUCUUCCUAUUGAUGGUUCUUACCGCUAGCUACACAGCGAACCUCACCUCAAUCCUCACAGUUCAACAGCUUCCCUCUGCCAUUACCGGCAUCGACAGCUUGCGGGCAAGUCAGGUGCCUAUCGGUUACCAGCCUGGGACGUUCACUGUAGAGUACUUAACUUACAGUCUUGGCAUGGCUCGGUCUAGACUGGUCCCACUUGACUCGACUGAGGAGUAUGAAAGGGCUCUAAAGCUAGGACCAACCGCUGUGGGAGGCGUAGCUGCGAUUGUUGACGAGCUCCCUUACAUUGAACUGUUUUUAGCGGAUCGGACGGGUUUCAAGAUUGUAGGAGAGCCUUUUAUGCACCGUGGUUGGGGAUUUGCGUUUAAGAGAGAUUCUCCACUGGCUAUAGACAUGUCAACAGCGAUCUUGAAACUCUCUGAAACGAGAAAAUUACAAGACAUUCGGAAGAAAUGGUUAUGCAAGACGAAUUGCGCAGAGAAAUCAGACUGGAACCCAGAGCCAAACCAGCUUCAUCUUAAGAGCUUCAAAGGGUUGUACCUUGUCUGCAUUGCAAUCACGGUCUCUGCGUUUUUGGUGUUUGUUCUCAGGAUGAUACGCCAGUUCGUACGGUACAGACGGAUGGAGAGGACAAGCUCGACGCCGCGUGCUUCUUGGUCGUCUUCUCCUACGAUGCGGUUAAGGGAAUUGGUGUUUGAUUUCGUGGAGUUUGUGGAUGAGAAAGAAGAAGCUAUCAAGAGAAUGUUUAGAAGGAAUGAUGACAUCAACAACACAUCUCAUGUUGUGGAAGUCCAAGCUGAUUCUGAAGUACGACAAAGUUAAUUAGUAGUUUCCACUCUAUAUAUAGAAACAAAGUUGUAAUGUAAUUAGAUAAGAGCUAACAUGUAAGUCAAUAUUCGAUUCUCUAUUCAUUAGAUUUGAUUGUAACUUAGCAACAUAAAAAGCUGGUUAGAGCCAAUGAUUAUUACCAUGAUUAUAG
This is a messenger RNA of Eutrema salsugineum, 3649 nucleotides long. Its product is annotated as glutamate receptor 3.7. The record is from RefSeq and is a predicted model, not a curated record. Gene Ontology annotation, cellular component: plasma membrane. NCBI's taxonomy places the organism in Eukaryota, Viridiplantae, Streptophyta, Magnoliopsida, Brassicales, Brassicaceae. The transcript is spliced from 7 exons. Gene Ontology annotation, biological process: G protein-coupled receptor signaling pathway. The coding region runs from base 727 to 3492 and encodes 921 amino acids. Gene Ontology annotation, molecular function: glutamate-gated receptor activity; G protein-coupled receptor activity.